Messenger RNA from Drosophila gunungcola (fruit fly), 1724 nucleotides. RefSeq names its product protein bottleneck. The transcript has a single exon. Bases 462 to 1406 code for a protein of 314 amino acids. NCBI's taxonomy places the organism in Eukaryota, Metazoa, Arthropoda, Insecta, Diptera, Drosophilidae. The record is from RefSeq and is a predicted model, not a curated record.
GCAUUGAUUUUAAUUGUAAUGAGCCAGCUAGUGAAAUGUCAACAGCUAAGAGUGGGCCAUAAAAACAGAGAAUUCUUUCCAGAAACCCUGAACAUCUGCCGCAUUUGAAAGCUAUUUAUGAAUAAGUACCCCCGCUAAUCCUUUUAGGGAGGACUGUAUAAAGCAAGCUCGGAUUAGCAAAAAGAUUUGUGUAAAAUUGGUGCGCGGAAAAUACGCAAAAUUCGCGUGUUCGGGUUACGACGAUUCCUGGGAAAUAUCUCGCUUAUGCCAUUUUCCUUUUUUACUUUUAGGUGCUUAGGUAGUUGCCAUAAAAUUGAGCCCGGUUUUGUAGAGCCUAGCUACCUGCGUUUUCUGAACCAGCUGUCACGGGUUGAAUUCAGAGUCAGGUAGUCCCUAGAAAUUGACCUAUAUAAGGCUUAGAUUGCUGGCAACACCAUCACAGUCUUCUCUGAACCUUCAACAUGAGCAUCAGUACGUUUAACUUCCAGUUCUACAACUACAAGCUGAGUCCCACGUCACCGGGCUUUGGCAGUUCAUCAGCCUCCCGGACCUCCUCAUCAUUUAUCAGCGAACUAGAAAUGGACAUUGACGAGGACAUGUCUGCACCAGUGACCAGGCCCACAAACACAUCCACGCCCAAGCCGCGUUUUACCAGCCAACUGGCCGUGGAUUUGGCCAAAACGGUGGAGCCCGGUAAUGGCAUUUCCCCGCUGCGACCCAAAUUGCACACGGCCCAAAAACGCUGGUCCAUGGAGUUGAGGGAGAAAGUGCUGGAAAUGUCCAAGCGAAAUAAUGGCCAGGAGAAACCACAAACCAUAAGCCAACAGGAGCAACAUGGGCUGCUGCAACAGGAGCAACCUAGGCAACAUGAGCAACUGCCACAUGAGCAACUGCAACAUGAGCAACAGCAGCCCACUGUCACCGACAAAAUCAACUUCUUCAAUAAGCUGACCAACACCUUUGAGUCGGGCUUUCACACACCAAGUAGCACCACUAACAAUCGCUUUAUAGCCAUGUUGCGAUCAACCCGUCCACAAAAUAUUGCCACCACCACCGCCAAUAGCAGCACUAGCAAUAGCUUUCUAGGCAGCAAUCCUAAUAUUAGUAGCCUAGCGGUUAAUAAUUCAGUGGUGCCACCGCCCAAACCAAAAAGACUAGCUGCGACCGCCGCCCACUUUGCCACGCCCCUUCCACCCGGAAUAGGCGUGGGAAAGGGGGGCAGUCAGCGGAAAUGCUCAUUGCGCCGCAAGCCCUCGAUGGACAGGUCCAGGGCCACAAUUUCGAGGCCCAGUUCUAGUGCUUCUGUGAGAACCCAAAACCACGCCAUCAUGGAGGACCUCAGUUUGGUGGUUCCAGUUCGAUUGCGCAUCGCCGAGUACGAGCAGCGAAUCUCAAUGAGCGCCUGAUUUCAGGAAUCCUAAAACUCGAAUUUUAAGUUCCCAAGGAUAGCCUUUACUUUAACUUUAAGUUAGAAUAAGCUUUAAAAUACAAUGUUUAAAGACAAUUCAAAUAUAUAAUAUCUGAAGCAAGAAAUCUAUAGUUUUCUUACCAGGAAAGGUAAAUAAGUGGUGUACAUUUUCAUAGAAUACGUUUUGGGGAAUUUAAAUAAUUCAUUAGUUUAGAAAAGUUCAAAAAAACAUAUUUAAAAAAAUAAUUAUGUUUAAUAAUAAUUCAACAAUCAAAGAUUCUUAAAUUUCGAUUCAAAAAUCGAUUUGACAGUUAAA